UUUGUAAAGGUUUGAGGCCCCUAUACACUGUCAAUCAUGAUUGUACAAUAUUCAUGAUUGCGCAAGCAUAUCCUGUGUGAGUGGGCGUGAUUGAGUGUUUGCGCAGAUGAUUGAGAAAUUUCCGACACGGUUUGAUUUUGUAAGCUCAAGCAUAGUAGUUGCACCAUCAUGAGUUAUAGUCAGUGGCGAUGAUUGCGCCAAAAGCUCAGUCUUUCCUUGUUAACCAUGGCGAGCACACUGGACACUCAGGAAUUUUGGAGGGAGUUCAUCCAAGUAUACAGAGAUUUUCCUGCUUUGUGGAAAGUAAAAAGUGACGAGUACAAGAACAGAAGCUUAAAAAGUGAAUGCUACGUGAAAUUAAUUGACAAAAUCAGAGAAAUUGACCCAAAUGCCACUCGUGCCACAGUAACCAAGAAAAUAAAUAGUUUACGUUCCAACUAUCGUCGAGAACUGCAGGAGCCGUCCACAUCUGCCACAGAGUCACAGGAGGUAUAUUCUCAUACCUCAAAGAGGAAAAAGAAAUGUGAUAUGGAAAGUAAACGUUACGAAGCACUUUCCCUUGCUUGUGCACACCUUCAACAGAGUAACGACUCCAUUGAUACACUAGCAAGGAGCUGGGCUCAAGAAUUCUGGAAUGUGACUGCAGAACAGCAAAUAUAUGCAAGGAAGGCUAUUAAUGAUAUUCUCUUUGAGGCUCGUUUAGGCACAUUGCACAGACAUAGCGUGAAAAUUAAUGAAAAUGCUGAUGUUCACACUAGAUCUUCCACGCCUUUUUGUGAUCUUUCAUCCGAGAGCAAUUCAAAUACCAGUGGACUUAGCACUACUCAGGGGAAUAUUGUCACUAAUGCAGAUGUGGAAGGAGUGCGUGUUUACAGAACGGUGGCAGACCUUCUUAGUGAUCCCCAUUACAGCUUAUAAAAUAACAUACAUUAUGGCACAUUGGUGGUGGAAAUAAGUAUGUAGGCUUAUUGUUUAUUUUUCGUAAGCAAUCAAUCAAGUUCAUUUUCACAGUAGGCAAUUAACUUACGUAACAGGUCAAAGUUAGUAUAUAUAAAUUUUUUUCUCAAAUAGUCUUAAAACAAUGUUAUGAUACCCAAUAAAUCGUAUUUCUUUAAUCUGUACGUAAUUAACCUUACCUUAAUAUGCUCCUUCAAUACAGUGAUGAUGGCAUUACAGGUUUCCAUAACGAUACGACCAAGACUUUGUGGAGAGAUGGCAGUGGCGAACACAAGUUCCUGAAAUGUUUGUCCAGUAGCUAAGAAUCGUAGAGUACUGGAAAGCCUUUCACUGGGUGAAAUGGAAUCUCUCAGCUUAGUAUCCGUUUUCUGUAUCAGAGGCAUAGUCUUUUCUAGC
Molecule: messenger RNA, 1353 nt
Organism: Portunus trituberculatus (swimming crab)
Lineage: Eukaryota; Metazoa; Arthropoda; Malacostraca; Decapoda; Portunidae
Exons: 1
Coding region: 226-918 (230 amino acids)
Source: RefSeq, a predicted model, not a curated record